Molecule: messenger RNA, 3044 nt
Organism: Aspergillus novofumigatus IBT 16806
Lineage: Eukaryota; Fungi; Ascomycota; Eurotiomycetes; Eurotiales; Aspergillaceae
Gene: agdC
Product: putative alpha-glucosidase
Exons: 8
Coding region: 260-2857 (865 amino acids)
Biological process (GO): carbohydrate metabolic process
Molecular function (GO): carbohydrate binding; hydrolase activity, hydrolyzing O-glycosyl compounds
Source: RefSeq, a predicted model, not a curated record
CUUGUAGCUUCGGCCCAGGCGUAAUCUCCGCGCAGUCGUUCCGCGUACUUGGAUCUGAUUGAUCUAGUUAACUAUUGUGUCUGAUGUUUGUCAUACAGCCAAAUGAACGCCUGCGCCACCGGCCGUGCCCGGGAAAGUGUAAGGUGCAUCCGAUGGAAUGUUCUGCCGCUAGGGCGCAAGUCAAAAGGCAUAUAAACCUGGUGUCCCUCACUUUCGAUUCGCUUUAUCUUCAGUACCGAUCUCAAGUCUCAACCUCAACAUGUUGAGAUCGCUGCUACUUCUUGUACCCCUUGUGGGCGCUGCCGUGAUCGGUGCCAGGGACAACAGCCAUGACUGCCCUGGUUACAAGGCCACAAAUAUCAAGGAGGGUCGCGAUUCAUUAACGGCGGAUUUGACGUUGGCUGGUAAACCGUGCAACACUUACGGCACCGACUUGAAGAAUCUGAAACUUCUUGUUGAGUACCAAACUGAUAAACGUCUCCAUGUCAAGAUCUAUGACGCGGAUGAGGAGGUUUACCAAGUCCCCGAGUCGGUUCUCCCUCGCGUGGAUGGCAAAGGUGGAUCGAGCAAGAAGCCGGCGCUCAAGUUCGACUACCAGGCGAAUCCUUUCUCCUUCAAGGUCAAGAGGGGCCGCGAGGUGCUCUUCGACACCUCUGGUUCGAACCUGAUCUUCCAGUCGCAGUAUCUGAAUCUCCGCACCUGGUUGCCCGAGGACCCUAAUCUCUAUGGUCUCGGCGAGCACACUGAUUCUCUUCGCCUGGAGACCACCAACUACACGCGUACGCUGUGGAACCGUGACGCGUAUGCUAUUCCUGAGAAGACCAACCUGUACGGUACUCAUCCCGUGUACUAUGACCAUCGUGGCCAAGACGGCACUCACGGUGUCUUCCUGCUGAACUCCAACGGCAUGGACAUCAAGAUCGACAAGACCGAGGAUGGCAAGCAGUACUUGGAGUACAACACUCUGGGAGGUGUUUUUGACUUUUACUUCUUUACCGGUGCUACUCCCAAGGAUGCCAGCAUCGAGUAUGCGAAAGUCGUCGGUCUUCCCGCUAUGCAGUCCUACUGGACGUUCGGUUUCCACCAAUGCAGAUACGGCUAUCGCGAUGUGUUUGAGGUCGCUGAGGUUGUCUACAACUACAGCCAGGCGAAGAUUCCGCUGGAGACCAUGUGGACCGACAUUGACUACAUGGACAGACGUCGGGUGUUCACACUUGACCCUGAGCGAUUCCCUCUGGAAAAGAUGCGUGAGUUGGUGUCAUAUCUCCACAACCACAACCAGCACUACAUCGUCAUGGUUGACCCCGCCGUCAGCGUGAGCGACAACGUCGGCUACAACGAUGGCAUGGAGCAAGGCAUCUUCCUGCAGACCCAGAACGGUAGCCUCUACAAGGGUGCCGUCUGGCCUGGUGUGACUGCGUAUCCCGACUGGUUCCACCCUAACAUCCAAGAGUACUGGAACGAACAGUUUGCCAAGUUCUUCGACCGCAAGACCGGCGUCGAUAUUGACGGUCUGUGGAUCGAUAUGAACGAGGCCGCCAACUUCUGCCCUUACCCUUGCAGCGAUCCCGAGGGCUACUCUAGGGACAACAGCCUUCCUCCUGCCGCUCCCCCGUUCCCCUCAUCCUCGUCGAAGCGGUCCACCAAGGGAUCCAAGGUUGGCCUGCCUAACCGUGACCUGAUCAACCCUCCGUACAUGAUCCGCAAUGAAGCCGGCUCCCUCAGCAACAAGACCAUCAACACAGACAUCAUCCAUGCCGGCGAGGGAUAUGCCGAGUAUGACACUCACAACCUUUAUGGUACCAUGAUGAGUUCUGCUUCUCGCAAUGCCAUGCAGCACCGCCGCCCUGAAGUGCGGCCUUUGGUCAUCACUCGCAGCACAUAUGCUGGUGCUGGCGCCCACGUUGGACACUGGCUUGGUGACAACAUCUCCGAGUGGAGCAAGUACCGCAUCUCGAUCGCGCAGAUGCUUGCGUUUGCCUCGAUGUUCCAGGUGCCCAUGAUCGGAUCAGACGUGUGCGGAUUCGGCGGCAACACCACCGAGGAGCUCUGCGCUCGCUGGGCCCGUCUCGGAGCCUUCUACACCUUCUUCCGCAACCACAAUGAAAUCACCGGCAUCCCGCAAGAGUUCUACCGCUGGCCCACCGUUGCCGAGUCCGCUCGCAAGGCCAUCGACAUCCGCUACAGGUUGCUUGACUACAUCUACACAGCCUUCCACCGGCAGACGCAGACCGGCGAGCCCUUCCUGCAGCCCAUGUUCUACCUCUAUCCCAAGGACAAGAACACCUUCAGCAAUCAGCUGCAGUUCUUCUACGGCGACGCCAUCCUGGUCAGCCCCGUGACCGACGGGAGCCAGACUUCGGUCGAUGCAUACUUCCCCGACGACAUCUUCUACGACUGGCACACGGGUGCCGCCCUGCGCGGCCGCGGAGCCACUGUCACCCUCAGCAACAUCGACGUGACCGAGAUCCCCAUCCACAUCCGCGGCGGCAGCAUCAUCCCCGUCCGGUCCGAGUCCGCCAUGACCACCACCGAGCUGCGCAAGAAGGGCUUCGAGCUCAUCAUCGCCCCGGGACUCGAUGGAACUGCCUCGGGCAGUCUGUACCUUGACGACGGCGACUCCAUCGAGCAGCGCGCCACCCUCGAGCUGGAGUUCACGUACCGCAAGGGCCGUCUCCGGGUGAAGGGCAAGUUUGGUUUCCGCACGGACUUGAAAGUCAACGCUGUCACCUUGCUUGGCCAGUCUGCGCCUGCAUCCAACUCUGCAAGCCAGGCCUCCUUUGACUCUGGCCGCCAGGCAGUGACCAUCAAGACGAGCCUGGAUCUCACCGGUCCUUCCGAGGUCGAUCUCAACUAGUACAGCAGUGUGAUUCGUCUUCGUACAGUAACUUAAAUUGAAUCCAGCCCUUGACAGUGUCAUAGGCGCAAGGGAUAAUAAACUAGUCCCUGUCAUGUCUCGUACAUAGUCCUUGAAAAUAGCAAGUUAGCACCAUGUACCUUGGAGUCACCACCACUUAGCAAACCACAUAAAAACAUGAUUCACU